AUGGAAGUAAUCGACGUUGAUUCACCGCCACCUGCCGUCUGUGAAAAUGAAAACCUCCAGGAAUUAUUUAGCGUUGACUGGCGCUCAGCUUCAGACAUGUUCUGGCAGCUGGAGAACAGAAAAAGCUCUCUCUUGGAGUAUUUAUCAGAAUAUGGGCCCCGUGACUUUCCGAAUUCUAAGAAAAUAUUGAAGAAGUUGAAACGAACGUUAACCAAGUUAGAAAGCGGUGAACCGUCGCACCAUGAUCAUCCUAAUGGCUCGGAGAAAGCGGAACUCAGCAAAUUUCGCGCGCUUUUGGACGACGUUGCUCGUCAUGUUACCGUGGCAACCGUACGUUUGAACCAACCGGGACUUCGCAAGUUUUUCGUUGAAGGAAUCGGAAAGUAUGUGUUGUCAUCGUUGGAGCGACGACACUCGUGUUCUAUCGAGCUUGUUUGUGAGAGUCCAUCGCCGGUCGCACUAACGGAGGGACUGGAAUCCAGAUUUUCAUCGCAUUUAGUAGGAGAAAGUUUGUUUGCCCCGUCAGAGGUAUGCAGUCGUAUUGUACUCAGAACAUUUUACACAAGUUUCAUGUGCGUCAUCGCGCACAGUUAUGGAGCAGGUUUCCAGAUUUUUUUCCAGUUCGUUGUAUUUAUAUUCUUAUCCGUUAAGAUCAAACGAACUUGGGACACGGUGGAUUACCCUUCUACGCAAUUGUUACAUAGGACUCUGCUCCUAAUGACAAUUUUUGGAUCGGUUUUGGGUUCAACCCUUGAUUCCCCAACUCCCCGCCCCACAAUGUUGUGAUCUCAAACGGACUCAUUUCCACCCAUUUUGCUCCUUAUUCAACAUUGUUUGGGGUAGGAAGGGUGAGGGGAAAGGUCCCCAGCUUCACUGAUGUCACUAGGCGAUUUUGGUGAGUUUCUAUAGAGCGUAAACUGAAUAAGUGAAAUUGGAUGGACUAUUGACCUGCUGCAAAUAUUGUUUUCUUAUAGGACGAAGAAGACACCCCAUGGAAUGGACUUCCAUCUUUAGCAGAUAUUGUGGAAGUUUCGAAACAGGUUAGUUUACAUGUAAGAAGAAGGAGUUAUUUCUUUUCUUACUAGAAUUCCCAAAAGCUAAAUGAUCCUCUCUGUUCGACUGGUGAAACGCGUCUGAAAUCGUUGCAUUUAUCGGCCAUGUUCUACAUACAAUAGUUAAGGCUAUUGUUAAUAAAGAAGAAGAAAACGAGAAAAAACCGAGAGAGAGAGAGAGAGAGGAGAAAGGAGGGAAGGAGGAGAAAGAGAAAAAAGCAACGGGCUAUGAGUUUAUUGACAUUUUGUUUUUUAAGAGCAUAUGCCAAUCUUUUUUCCCGCGUGAAUUUGUAAUAUGAUUCAAACCCCCUCAGGCGAAAUAAGUCCACCUCGAGAGUUCGUCGCUCGCUCGGUCGCUGUGCGACCUCGUGCAUUGAAGCUCUCUUCGCUCACUUUUAAGAACUUAUGAGAGGUCGACUUGUAGCAAGUCUAUCCUAUGUCUGAAGCUGAGAGAAGCUUUAUCCGGUAUGAAUAGUUAUCUGUUAUAGUGUGAUUUUACCCUAAGUGUCAGAUAAUUGUUGAUAACUUGUAUUUCUUUGAAUUGAAAAGGGUGAAUCUUCCGAGGUUGAGAUGGAAAAAAGGAUUCCAUCACCGGUGGCUACCUCAGUGGAAGAGUGUAUAUGUAUAAAAAACACGCAUAUCCGGAUAACAGUGGGUGAUUUAAUACAAGAAUUCACAGACGCUGUCCUGAUUUUGAAUAACGAGAGAUUGUGUUUAAAGAAACGCGGUGUAUUGAAUGCUCAGAUCGCUCGCUUUGCGGGUGCUGGCCUCAAAGAAGAAUGCAAACGAAUCGUAGAGAGAAGUGGCCCUCGACUUCCGGGCGAGGCGCUCAUAACAGGAUCAGGAAACCUCCCGUUCAAGCACCUUGUUCACGUUAUCAACUAUCCAGGCUCGCCCAAAAUCCUCGACCUACAACUGGGCGUCAAGCGCGGCCUUCAGCUCGCCGACGCCCAUGGACUCAGUUCCAUUGCUUUGCCGGCUAUCGGCGCGGGGAGUAUAGGGUUGUCAUUACAAGACUCGGCACGGAUAGUGUCCGGGGGUAUCCUGAGCUUUUUGGAUCGCCCUCCCCUAUUUCUUCGUGAGAUCAAAGUCGUGCUCUAUUUGGAGAGAAUGUUAUGGACUUAUUACACAGAAAUAGAGACACAAUUUGUCCCUUUUAUAAAUUUGGAAGAGUAUUCCCCUCUGUCUUCGUUGGUUCAAGGCAAAGAACCCAUUCCAACGGUACUUCAAUGCUCAAAUUCGCCUCCUUCGCUCGAAAACUCACUUGGUAACAGAAACCGGAAGGCGCCAAUUUCCACGACAGAAUUUCGUAUUUAUGGCAAAGAGAAAAAGAACAUCAUGGCAACCAUUGAUAGCUUGCGAACGGUUUAUGCUAAGCACCGGGCGGUUCAAAGGAUCGGCCACAAGUUGGUGCCACAGGUUACCCGAUAUUGUUGGCCAUUGCUCAGUACUGUUGCCUCGCAAUAUGACGUAGACUUAAUAACUGAGGAUAGCAACAGUUCUGCUUUCACUGUAUGCGGCAACUCGGAGGACGUGUCUUUUGUUGCAGGCCGCAUUUGGGAGGAAAUAACGCGAUUCGCGGAGCAGCAAAAUGACAUUAAGAGGCGCAAGCUCUUGGCUCAUUACGUUCGCUGGCAUUAUAUAAUUCUAGACCAAGAGAUUGGUUUUAACGACGAACUCAGCGCUAUCAUCGAAGAUGCCAGGAAUCGAAAAUGUGAAGGAGUAAAUCUUCUUGUCAACGAUUGCGAGUACAGAGUAGAUUUUAAUUCUAUGACUGUGUUGUACAACCGCAGCAAUUAUCCACCGCUUCCUUUGUGUCGAAGAACAAGUGCGGAAGCCGGUAGGUCAGAUAGAUAGAUAGAUGGAUAGAUAGAAAACUUUAUUAAAUAAUGUGUCGGAGCAGUAUAGCUUGGGAAAAAAACCAGUCUAAAUAGGGGACACAAUUUAUAAUUGGAAUUACGUAUACAAAAUAGAUUACCAACUUUAAAUUUGCUGUUCGUCAUUCGCCACUUGACCAAUAGCUGACCAGCGCGUCCCCAGUAACGAUCCAAGAACAAAUUGCGGGACGCAUUUCGGCUCCAGUUCCCUUUUCGUUUCUUAAGUGGCGAAUAUGAUCACCACCAUCCGAGAAAGAAACGGGGCCAAGUUCACUUUCGCAAAGACCUUUGGGACUGUUACUAGAGACAGAGAAAAAAACUGGCCAAUAGCUGACCGCGCUCACCUUUUACAUUCACGCGCGAACUUUCAUACACUGCCUCUAUUUUAUUUACGCGCGCACGCUCGUAAAAAUUACGCGACAGUGGAAAUUCACCCUUAUAACGACGUUUUAAUAACUUUCGUUUUUACUUUCCCAGCGGAUUUCGUCCCUUACUUCUGGACACCUCAACCGUCUUUAACCGACGGAGCUCCAGCUCCCAUUGCCAUGGUAAAUAUCUUACCAGGGAAUCCAGAGUACCAAAACGUGGCCAGUAUGUUUUAUAGCACAGGAGGAAAUGGUAGCAUAGUAACCAUCGAGCGAGUGCAGAAUCCGGCCCUUUAUAAGCAGUACACGAUGCACAGACAAGAGGUGGAGAAUAAAAAUGUCAACCACAAUGAACGGCAAUUGUUUCAUGGUACGAAAGGAUGCAAUGUAAGGGCCAUCAACUCACAAGGAUUCAAUAGGAGCUUUUGCGGAAGGAAUGGUUAGUCGACUAUGUAGUUCUAGUUUUGUCCCUGUUUUGUUUCAAACCUUUCUCGCUUUAAAAUUCCACAAAACUUCCAAAUUUCAGUUUGUGAUGCUUACAAAAAAAUUACCAUGAGAAAGUGCUGUCAAAGAGGUUUCAUGGAAAUUUGCUUCAAUCAAUCAGAAACACUACCUAGAUCAAGGGUCUGUACUUGUUUCUCAGACGUCACUUUCGCGGUGAAACUGAAUGGUGGCGUCGCGAAAUGUCGGCUGCUCUAAGGCAUGGAUGGGCCUCAAUUUGCUCAUUUCAAAAGUGAGGGGAUAGUCUAUAUCUAAGAGCUUUAGAUGUAGACACACAAAACUUUGCCAGCUUCUCACAUUUUUAGUUUGUGCCAAUUUCAAGCUUUAAAGUUAUGCAAAUUAGGUCACGUGAACUCCAUCAGCUGAAAACUUCCCGUUUGUUCUUGAAACGGCAACACAUUUUCGUGUGUUCUCAAUUGUUUUACCCGUUUUCAUCAUGUUAAGGCCGUUUCAUAUAUCACUUCUGUGCUUGGCCUUUUUUAGAUAUUUAAAAUCGAAGGCGUUAAGAAGGGAUACAAUUGCCUUGGGGGACUGGGUCUAGUUGAAAAAACCGUUUAUUUUCUAAAAUAGUAACAAAUAAACAGCCUAGUCACAAUGCAAGGCGCGCGUUCUUGGCAAAGUCAAUUCUGAACUCGGGGCAAGAGAGAAAGCCUAGGGACUAGGCUGGGAAAUACAGUGAACUCUCCAACCUCGUCCCCAGGGCGUUUUCCCUGGAUUUGCAAAUAUCGAAAAUGACUAACAGGAAAAAUGACUCCAUUUUAAUUCCAAACCAAUUCUCUGUUGUUUCAGGAGCAGCUUAUGGAAACGGCGUGUACUUCGCUGCAAACGCCUCGUAUUCGAUGGAUUUCACAGCACCCGACAGGAACAAGCUGAGGUACAUGUAUUUGGCCCGUGUUGUUGUGGGGCUCUACGUGGAGGGCCGUAAGGGCCUUCUAGUACCUCCUUCGCUGCGCCCUGAGGUUCCUGAGGUCCUGUUUGAUUCAGUUGUGGACAGACAAAGUAAUCCAAGAACAUUCGUUGUAUUUAAGGAUUCUCAGUGUUAUCCCGAGUAUUUGAUUACGUUUACAUAA
Messenger RNA from Porites evermanni, 4865 nucleotides. The record is from the annotation of a GenBank genome assembly. Lineage: Eukaryota; Metazoa; Cnidaria; Anthozoa; Scleractinia; Poritidae.